GCUUAGCGUUAGCAUGUGUUGCUUUAACGCUUUUGCACGGGGACGGUGCAGCGUUUGACCUGCGAAUGAGGGCUCUUCUCUGUGUUAAAGCACAGCAGCUGCUCAGCAGAGGUUUUAUCCACCCUGUCAGGCCGGCAGCAGCAGUGCGAUGGCAAGCAGCCCCUUCCAAACUCUUCUGCAGCUCUGCACCUGAUGGAAACAACAAACCACCCUCCAUGCUGCGCCACCUGACCUCUAAAAUAAAAGCCACGGGGCCGAUCCCUGUGGCAGAGUACAUGAGGGAGGUGCUCACCAACCCUGUGACGGGUUAUUAUGUGAGGAACAACAUGCUGGGACCUGAAGGAGAUUUCAUCACUUCACCAGAAAUCAGCCAGAUCUUUGGAGAGCUGAUCGGAGUGUGGAUCAUCAGUGAGUGGAUGGGAGCUGGUCAACCCAAACAGCUGCAGCUGGUUGAGCUCGGACCUGGAAAAGGAUCGCUGGCGAGUGACGUCAUCAGAGUGUUCAGUCAGUUGCAGUCGGUGCUGGGCGGGGCCUCUGUGUCGCUGCACCUGGUCGAGGUGAGUCCGGCUCUGAGUCUGCUUCAGGCUCAGAAUCUGACGGGAAACCGCAGCCAGGAGGCAGACGCAGAAGAUGAUCUGGUUUACCGUCGCGGAGAAACUGAAGCAGGGCUACCGGUGUCGUGGUACCGCCGGUUAGACGAUGUCCCGACAGGAUUUAGUAUCUUUGUCGCUCAUGAGUUCUUUGACGCCCUGCCAAUUCACAAAUUCCAGAGGACGGAGAAAGGCUGGAGGGAGGUGUUGGUGGACAUCGACCCAGAGAAGCCGGACACGCUGAGGUUUGUCGUGGCGCCGGCUCCGACCCUGGCCUCGACGUCGCUCGUGCAGGCAGAUGAAAAGCGGGAUCACGUGGAAGUGUCUGCAGAGGGCGGGGUCAUUGUGCAGCAGCUGGCCCGGCGCAUCAUAGAGGACGGCGGUGCGGCGCUGAUCAUCGACUAUGGCCACAAUGGAACCAAGACGGACACGUUCAGAGGUUUUAAAGGUCACCAGCUUCAUGACGUCCUCGCCUCCCCUGGCUCUGCCGACCUCACCGCAGACGUGGAUUUCAACUAUCUGCGGAGGAUGGCGGGAGGAGGCGUGGCCUGUCUGGGCCCCGUCACUCAGAAUACGUUCCUGAAGAACAUGGGUAUUGACACCAGGAUGCAGAUUCUGCUGAGGAACUGCAGCGACCCGUCCACCAGGAAGCAGCUUAUCAGCAGCUACAACAUGCUGACCAACCCCGCCAAGAUGGGCGAGCGCUUCCAUUUCUUCAGCCUGCUGCACCCCAGUCGCCUUGCCAAGCCCCAGAAACCACAGGGGCUGAAGCUUGAGAAGAAGAAGAGCCCGGCACCGCUGCCUGUGGCCGGAUUCACCGAGCUCAAGUUCGCCUGAAAGAGACGACUUUGAAAUUUUGGCUGCCGGGUCAGUAGUGAGUGUAAACAACUACACUGUCCCAAACUUCUUGAACUGACUGCACCACAAAGCAAACAAAGAGAUUUACAGAGCUAAAAACGAGCAGACAGCUGCUUCAUCACUUCCUUUAAGCCUGUGUGAAAUCCAAAAUGGGUGAGUCAUUAAUUAGAUUCACUCCUGUAGAGUCAUUAUAAAGGAGGAAACUAUCCAAAAAGGCCAAAACUGUUCUUUUGUAGCUGUAAACAUGUUUGUUUCUGCUGUAAAGUUGAACUUUUUAAUAUGGAAGUCUAUGGGGCCUUUUGGAGAAAGCCUCAAGUGGACAUUAGAGGAACUGCAGUUUUUGGCACUUUAACUUGGGGAGUGUGAGAGUUUGGACAUUACGAAAUGUCUGUUGGUUUAAAAGAUCAUGUUCUGAUGUGUUUUAACAAAUAUUUAAGGAAAACACAUUUUGUAGUUUUAUGACCUAUAAAUAAAAAUUUCAAAACAUUAAAA
This is a messenger RNA of Maylandia zebra (zebra mbuna), 1940 nucleotides long. RefSeq names its product NADH:ubiquinone oxidoreductase complex assembly factor 7 (gene ndufaf7). NCBI's taxonomy places the organism in Eukaryota, Metazoa, Chordata, Actinopteri, Cichliformes, Cichlidae. The record is from RefSeq and is a predicted model, not a curated record. Gene Ontology annotation, cellular component: mitochondrion. Gene Ontology annotation, biological process: mitochondrial respiratory chain complex I assembly. Gene Ontology annotation, molecular function: protein-arginine omega-N symmetric methyltransferase activity.